This is a messenger RNA of Caenorhabditis elegans, 1233 nucleotides long. It is a transcript of the gene C16D9.6, whose product is annotated as N-acetylgalactosaminide beta-1,3-galactosyltransferase. The coding region runs from base 20 to 1042 and encodes 340 amino acids. Gene Ontology annotation, molecular function: glycosyltransferase activity; N-acetylgalactosaminide beta-1,3-galactosyltransferase activity. The transcript has 6 exons. The record is from RefSeq and is marked reviewed. Gene Ontology annotation, cellular component: membrane. NCBI's taxonomy places the organism in Eukaryota, Metazoa, Nematoda, Chromadorea, Rhabditida, Rhabditidae.
UUCAAAUUUUUAGAAAACAAUGGUGCAGUGUGGUAACAUUAGGACGCUGAUAUGCAAUUCAGAAGAGGAUUACAAUAUUUAUGAUGACGAAUUCGAUUCCCUUGGAUCUCUCAAGAAACCUCGAAAUAAGAAACUCUUCAUUUCGACAAUCGCCUUAGCGUUUCUUAUUCUUGCAGCUAUUCUCAUCACAAUAUUCCUCCUGACUAGAAAUAAUUCACCUAGAGCCACGUAUGACAGAAAAAACGACUCAAAACUUCUGGAUCUUAUAGAGGUGUCACCUGCUGCUCAAAGACUACCAAAGAAAGGAAAACUGUUCUGUUGGGUUCAGACAUCAACAAUCUAUCACGAUACAAGGUCACUUGCAAUUAAUGAAACAUGGAUCCAUAGAUGUGAUCAUGGACAAUUGUUCACUUCUGAGAGGUUCAAUGACACAAGGAUACCGUAUUCAACAGUUUUCAAGGGCAUUCCUGACGAUUACUACAAUCUAUUUUUCAAAAGUCGAUAUGCUUUUCAUCACAUCUACACAAACAUUUCAUCAGAGUUUGAUUGGUAUUUGAAAGCCGACGACGACACGUUUGUCAUCGUGGAAAACCUGCGAUCUUUCCUGUCAACACUGAAUCCCGACGAGCCACAUUAUCUUGGAUACGUAUUGAAGCCAUAUCUAAAGAAUGGAUACAAUGCAGGAGGGGCUGGUUAUAUUCUUUCAAGGGCCGCAUUGAAAAUAUUCUCAGAGCAGUUGUACUCAAAUGCCACGUUGUGUCCGGAUGAUAUCUAUGAGGAUGUUGGAAUUGCAAGAUGUCUUGCAAAUGCAGGAAUGUAUCCAGAAGAUACUCGAAACUCUCUCGGACAGAAUCGGUUCAACACAUUCUCGCCUUCGGAUACAUUCCAUCAAACAAAAGCUGGCAUUGAUUGGGUCAAAUUCAAAGAAAAUAAAGGUUAUGAAGCAUUUGCCAAUGAUCUAAUCUCAUUUCACAAGCUUUCACCGGAUGAAAUCCGACUUUUCGAUAUUCUUCUUUAUAGAACAAAUAGGAAAAACGAAUAGACAUCAGCAUCAAUUUUCGGACUUUAGCCCCCAAUCAAUUUCCGUGAUUUCCUGUGAUUAUCCCAUUUGUAUCUGUGGCACUUCAUGUUCAUGUUUUUCGAUUCCAAUCCAUUUCGAAUCUCGCCAAGUUUAUUUUGUUACGGGUUUCUCAACUCAUAUCAAUUUCUUUUAAAUAAAUUAUUUUUCCGUCU